AUGGUGAUUUUUGGUGCACUUGGCUCCGGAUUUCGUUUCGGAUUCAGUUUGACAAUUCUUAAUCCGUUAGCUCCGAUAGCUAUUGAAUUGAUGAUAUCUACAUUUAAAAAAAAUUACAACUUUGAUUUGGAGGCCAAUCCACAAUAUAUUAGUUGGAUUUUUGGAGCUACAGCAGGGUAUGUACAUCAGUAUUUGUCACGGUAAAAUAAUGCAUCCUUUAGUCAACAUUCGUAUACUACUUUUCAGAUCGUCUGCAAUUGGAUCCAUGAUUGGUAGCGUGACCUAUAACUUUAUGUUCAAUCGGUUUGGCAGAAGAACCUUACUCAUUAUAUGCCAAGUCAUAUUUGUUUUUAGGUAAAUGCGUUUAUAUAAGUUGCGGAGUCGAAGCAGAUUUGAAAGGACCGCGCCGAGGGCCCAACCCAAAGCUCGGCCCGUGGGACAGGCUGACAGAUUGGGCCCGGCGCGGCCCCUUUACAAACCUAACUUCAACCGGUUUUAGCUCACUUUGCGGAAUUAUAUCUAAAUACGAUUUGUACGAAUUGUUAGUUUUUGGAGAGAUAAUAGCUGGUAUUUCAAUUGGAUACUCAUUGGGAAGUAUAUCUACGUUGAUUAUGGUACGUUAGUUUAGCUUUUUGCAACAUUUAUGAGGUCAAGGCGAAUAUCACGUUAUUGUGGAUCAAAGAGUGGAGGAUCCGACGCUAAUUUAUUUUCUUGAUGUUUAAAAAUUUUAAAACGAAUAUUUUCAGGAAAUUAGUGAACCGGGAAUGGAAAGUUUUCUAAACUCAAUUGUCCCAGUUUGUAUUGAAAUGGCAGCAACUGGAACAAAUUUGUUAGGUAUUGAUGUAAUACUUGGCAAUUCAACCUUGUGGCAGUUAAUGUUUGGAAUUGCAUUACUUAUUAGUGUUAUUGCGUAAGUUUUUUUUGUUUUGAAAAGAUUUUACGUACUGUACCUUAAAAUUUUUUAAUUUCGUACAACUUUAGAGCCAUUGGUAUGUAUUUUGGCAAAGAAUCACCUCGUUACCUAAUACAACAUGGAUUAGAUGAACAAGCGAUAGAGGCGAUACAGUACUACGAUUACAUUACCUCGUCAGAAGCCGAAGAGAAGAGAAAAGUUAUUGAAGCAUCAAUGCACGAGGUGAAUUUUUUUUUGAAUUUAUGUAUUUUUAAAUUUAAUAAAUUAAUGUUUUUCCAUGCAUUCUAUUGCAAACGUUAUCUUCUUCUGUUGAUUUUUAAAUUUAAAUAUUUCUUUUCGAUACUGUCGAUGAAUGUUUUACGUAUUACGUAAGCUUUUGACGCAAUUUACUAAAACAUUUUUAGGUUACAAAAAAUUUAAGCAUACUGGAAGUACUGAAAGACUCACAAUACAGACGGCCGUGCUUAAUGGCUGCUUGCGUUGGAGAAGCUCAACUUUUGUCCGGCGUACCGGCUAUGGCAAUCUUUGGCACGACAAUGUUGAGAGAAAGCGGUGGCCUAGAUUCGGUAAAAUUUAAUUUUAUUUUAAAACAUAGUGAUUUAUUUUACUAUAAUAUAAUUUUUAUAUCCCUCUGCUUUAGUAUUUUUAUAUUGUAUUUUUAAUGUUUUAGGUUAACUUUUUUCGGUACGAUUUUUUAUUUUUCUUAUAUUGUAAAUUCUUAUGAUUUAUUUUUCAGACCAGGGCCGGAGUGAUGAACUUCUUUUUAGGAUCUUCGAACUUGGUUGGUGUUACAAUAGCACUCUUCUUUCUAGCGCAUAUUAAUCAUAAAAAACUGUUAUUAAUUGGAUUACCAAUAAUGGCUGCUGUAAACGGCAUUUAUUGUUUCAGUGCGAUCUACGCUAAUGCAAGUUUAAAAUUUUUACAAUUUUGUAACAUUCAGUGCCAGCUAUUUCUUAUUAUUUACUAGGAGAACCGAAAAUAACUUUUAUAACGUUUGAAUUUCAGACCAACCCACAGUCGGCCGUCCCAAUGUACUGUAUUUGUGCUGGAUACUUAAUUUUCGGAUUGGCUUUCUCAAAUUCGGUGGAAAAGAUUUGCUUCUUCAAUGGUGCCUUAAUCACCCCAAUCGAAGCGCUUCCAGCCACCGCUUCUCUUUCCGUCUUCAAUGUGACGUUUUUCGCAUUCGUUGUACCGUUGAUUUUUUCGGUAUUACAAGCCAACCUUCCCGGCUACGCUUUUAUACCAUUUAUUGUGGCGAACUUGUUGUUCUUCGUGGUGUUUUUGCUGUUCUAUCCAAGCGAGGCGCUGAAGUCACCUCUUGAGGAAGAGCAAGCUGAACACGAGUGUAGUCUAAGCCGAAAAAAUUCAAGUCAAAACGUAGACAACCCUAGCCAAGGUGGGUUUUUUAAAUGUUGCUGGGUUUCUGAAAACUAUAAUUAUGUUUUUUUUGUUAACUAUUUAUUUUACUUGAUCAUGAAUGACCUUUUGGUUGUCCUUUUUACGUUACUAAACGCAAAAUGUUUUGUUCCUAUCCUUAUUUUGUUACUUUAGGAAUCGACUUGAUGACCGCUAUUGACGGUGAAUUGGAAAAGCAAACCGAACCUCCAAGUAAUCAAGAAAUACCCAAUCCUGAGCAGGUAGAUAUAGAGGAGCAAUAG
Molecule: messenger RNA, 2571 nt
Organism: Bursaphelenchus okinawaensis
Lineage: Eukaryota; Metazoa; Nematoda; Chromadorea; Rhabditida; Aphelenchoididae
Source: the annotation of a GenBank genome assembly